This is a messenger RNA of Diaporthe citri, 1155 nucleotides long. RefSeq lists its product as uncharacterized. Lineage: Eukaryota; Fungi; Ascomycota; Sordariomycetes; Diaporthales; Diaporthaceae. The record is from RefSeq and is a predicted model, not a curated record. The transcript has a single exon. The coding region runs from base 1 to 1155 and encodes 384 amino acids.
AUGCAGACUCCUGAUCCAUCAGACCGUCUGCUCGAAGGUGUCCACCAGAGCCUUGAUCGUCUCACUGUUCCGCUUUACGGGCAGACGUCUUCAUUCACAAUUCUCCCUUCCCUUCUCAGCGGUCAGGAUGAAAUUAUCACAUUCAGUGCAUCGUUCCCAGACCACUUGCUCUCGAACCAAGUCGAAGACAAAACCCAUACGAACAACAACACCGUUCCAGCCUUGGAACUGCAAUCUUUCUACACUCUGACUGCUCGUCCCCUCAGCCACAGCAGCCAGCUACCAUUCCAGGAAAUUCUGGCCAAAAACUUCACCAGUGCUGAAGCUCAUGAUCUUGUUCCCUCGAAUACAGUCACUUGCGGUAAGGCAAAUGGUGGACGGACUUCUCCCCAACCUUCUACAAUAACCGGAGAAUCUUCGAGCCUGUCCGACAGCCCGAGUUCUAGUCGACGAUCGUCAUGGGCUACCAGCAUCAGCACACGUCUCGGAGAUAAUGACGUUGACCAUUCGGAUUUUGAUUAUGCGAAGCAUGCUGCGGAGCCGGACCAGAACACGGAGGAGAUCGAGCUCAUAGAUGAAUACCAGCAUUACUGCCAGCUCAUCGAGCUGGGAGACCCACGCAACCGCCGCGGCAGGGACUCCAUGGCCCAGAAACCAGUUGAGGAGGGAUGCAAUGAGGUGAACGCACCAAGGACAGCCACCCCAGAUGCCGGCGACCUUGACGUCGCCCUCGCAGUCGAGGCGAGCGGAAAAGCGGGCUCUGAUGAUUCGAAUGCACCUCCCAUGCAGGCUGGGUUGGAUGCGCGAGAAGAGCGCAUGCAGCAAGAGAGCAUGCAACCAGAAACCCAAUCAGCUCUCGACAGCGAGAACAACAGCACUCCUCCAUCGACGCCAGCAGAGGCCGCGGCUUGGGCACAUUCGUACUGCGACGCGGACCCCGAGUCCACGAAGCUCAAGAUCCUCACGGACGACCGCGGCAGGGAGUACGUCCUGUACCACGACUGCUUCCAUUGCGUGCCGAUCGACCUGGCCCCUGAGUUCAUCGGGAUGAUCCAGGAGGAGGACGACGGCUACGGCAGCGCGACCGAGACAUGCGAGGCCUCCAGAGACGGGGCCAAGCUUGGCACGAUCCCGGAGGAAGAGGACGAGGGCUAG